Ostertagia ostertagi is the source of this 279-nucleotide messenger RNA. The record is from the annotation of a GenBank genome assembly. NCBI's taxonomy places the organism in Eukaryota, Metazoa, Nematoda, Chromadorea, Rhabditida, Trichostrongylidae.
AUGGCCGGAACUUCAUUUUCCACUCAGCAGUUGGAUGUAAUCUGCACGGCCCUUUAUCAGGCGAAAGAUGGCGACCAGCUUGUCCAUCUUUUUCGAGACAUUGACUCUCAAGUGCUAUGCUCUGAAUGGACGUCACAGCCAGUUCGGAUUGCCUACAUUUAUGCUCUCUACCAUGCCGGCAAUUACGAUCGAUUAUUCGAGGUGAUUGGAAGAUCGAGAUUCGAUGAGCGCUACUACAAAGAAUUGCAAGAGAUCUGGUACAAGGCACGAUACAAGGAG